GAAACAAAUAUCGGGACCUGAACUGGCAACGUUUGUUCAAAGAUUAAUUAUGUCGGGUCAGAGUGCGAUCGGCGCAUUCGUGUAAUUCUUUUGGAAUAUAUCCUGAUUUUACUUCACCAUCAUCAAGAAGCGUCAGCAUCAGGACCAGCACCGCCGCCACCAUAAUAAUCCACAGCAGAACACAGUCAAACCUGUUCCAAAUGUUUCGGACGUAUGUCACUGGGACGUAACUCAACAAUCCUCCUCCAGUCUUUUGGGCCAAUAAGGGAUUUUAUGAAGCAGGUUUCAGUCGAGUUGACAUGGAGAUCACACGCAGAUUUUCUUCACGACUGUUGGACGAGAUGCGUGUAAAGCUCAGAGGAUCCCGCGUCAUUGUUACCCGGGAAUGAAUGACCGGAAGCGAUCGGGAUGUUAAAGAAGAGACCGGCAUGAAAUGCAAUCGCCGACUACAUGAAUUUGACAGCACAUCUUUGCGAAAGACGGCAGAUUUACAAAUUAAAUAGGCACAUAUCAACAAUUUUAACAGAUUGCAGACCCGAAGCUCACUGGCGACAGUAAAUACCGUGAAGAAACACAUUGGGAAGUAUGGUCCUUCUUACGUAAGACGCUAGAGGUUAAUCUCCAAGGUGCACAAUGAAAAGAUGGCGCAGCCACUGCUUGCACCACCAGGACCAGACAGCCUCCGCCUUUUUACCCGAGAAUCUCUUGCAACUAUUGAGAGAUGCAUUGCAGAGGAAAAAGCCAAGAAGCCCAAGGACCAUCAUGUGGAUGACGAUGAAAAUGGCCCAAAACCAAAUCGUGAUUUGGAAGCCGGUAAAUCAUUACCAUAUAUUUAUGGUGAUAUACCUCCAGGGAUGGUUUCUGAGCCAUUGGAAGACCUGGACCCAUUUUACAGCACACAAAAAACCUUUAUAGUAUUGAACAAAGGGAAGGCAAUCUUCCGAUUUAGUGCCACACCUGCCUUGUACAUUUUAAGUCCUUUCAAUCCAUUAAGGAAAUUAGCUAUUAAGAUUUUGGUACAUUCAUUGUUCAGCAUGCUUAUCAUGUGCACUAUUAUGACCAAUUGUGUGUUUAUGACCCUGUAUAAUCCUCCAGACUGGACGAAGAAUGUAGAGUACACCUUCACUGGUAUUUACACAUUUGAAUCGCUUAUAAAAAUUCUUGCCAGGGGCUUCUGUAUAGAUAAUUUCACUUUUCUCCGAGAUCCGUGGAACUGGUUGGAUUUCAGUGUCAUCCUUAUGGCGUAUGUAACAGAAUUUGUAAACCUAGGCAAUGUUUCAGCUCUUCGAACUUUCAGAGUAUUGAGAGCUUUGAAAACUAUUUCUGUAAUACCAGGUCUCAAAACCAUCGUGGGUGCCCUGAUCCAGUCAGUGAAGAAGCUGUCCGAUGUAAUGAUUCUGACUGUUUUUUGUUUGAGCGUGUUUGCACUAAUAGGGCUGCAACUGUUCAUGGGAAACCUAAAACAUAAAUGCGUGCGAUGGCCACCACCUGCCAGCUAUUAUAUCCCAACUAACACAUCUUUAAGCCAGAAUGAUACGAUGACAAAUGAAACAGAAUUCAUAUUCAACUUCGAUGAAUACAUCGAAGAUCAACGAAAUCACUAUUUUUUGGAAGAAGCCAAAGAUGCACUUUUAUGUGGUAAUGGCUCAGAUGCUGGUCAAUGCCCUGCAGGUUACGUAUGUCUGAAAGCUGGAAGAAACCCUAAUUAUGGUUAUACUAGCUUUGACACAUUUAGUUGGGCAUUCCUGUCAUUGUUUCGGCUCAUGACCCAGGACUACUGGGAAAAUCUCUACCAGUUGACCCUGCGAGCUGCUGGCAAAACAUAUAUGAUAUUUUUUGUGUUGGUUAUAUUCCUGGGAUCUUUUUACUUGGUCAACUUGAUUCUGGCUGUUGUAGCCAUGGCCUAUGAUGAGCAAAACCAGGCUACUUUAGAGGAAGCUGAACAGAAAGAGGCAGAAUUUCAGCAGAUGCUUGAACAACUUAAAAGACAUCAAGAAGAAGCACAGGCUGCAGCCGCUGCUGCAGCUGAGGCAGGAGAUGAAAAUGGAAGAAUUGGACUAUGUGAAAUGUCCCACAGUUCCUCAGAUGCAUCAAAGCUUAGUUCAAAGAGUGCAAAGGAGAGGCGAAACAGAAGGAAGAAACGAAGACAAACCGAGCUAGAUGCCGAGGAAAAGGAUAAAGGUGAAAGGGCUCACAAGUCAGAAUCAGAGGACAACGGAAGAAAGGGAAAUGGUUUCCGGUUUUCUCUCGAUCGCAACUGUCUUUCUUACGAAAAGAAAAAUUCUUCCCCACAUCAGUCACUACUAAGUAUUCGUGGCUCCAUCUUUUCUCCAAGACGCAACAGCAGAAGCAGCAUCUUCAGUUUUAAAGGACGGACUAAAGAUGUCGGGUCAGAAAAUGAUUUUGCUGAUGAUGAGCACAGCACUUUUGAAGACAAUGAAAGCAGAAGGGGCUCACUCUUUAUUCCACGGAGGCAGGGUGAGAGACGCAGCAGUAACAUUAGUCAGACCAGUAGGUCAUCCAGGAUGCUACCAGUGCUUCCAGUGAAUGGGAAGAUGCACAGCACAGUGGACUGCAAUGGAGUAGUUUCACUAGCCGGUGGACCUUCAACUCCAACAUCACCCAUUGGACGACUUCUGCCAGAGGUGAUAAUAGAUAAGCCAGCUACUGAUGACAAUGGCACAAAUACAGAAACAGAUCUGAAGAAGAGGCGAUCAGGAUCUCAUCAAUUUUCUAUGGAUUUUCUAGAAGAUCCUAUACAAAGGCAGAGAGCGUUGAGUGUGGCCAGUAUUCUCACAAAUACUAUGGAAGAACUUGAAGAAUCACGACAGAAGUGUCCUCCAUGCUGGUAUAAAUUUGCAAAUACCUUCUUGAUCUGGGAUUGCCAUCCAUACUGGCUAAAAAUAAAGAAAAUUGUUCAUUUAAUUGUGAUGGACCCCUUUGUGGAUCUUGCUAUUACUAUCUGCAUUGUGCUGAACACUGCCUUUAUGGCGAUGGAACAUUACCCAAUGACAAAGAGCUUUGAAGAUGUACUCACAUAUGGGAAUUUGGUAUUUACUGGCAUCUUUACUGGUGAAAUGAUUUUCAAAAUCAUUGCCCUGGAUCCUUAUUAUUACUUCCAAGAAGGGUGGAAUAUUUUUGAUGGCAUCAUUGUAAGUCUCAGUCUAAUGGAACUUGGUCUCGCUAAUGUGGAAGGACUAUCUGUGCUGCGAUCUUUCCGAUUGCUCAGAGUUUUUAAAUUGGCAAAGUCAUGGCCGACCUUGAACAUGCUGAUUAAAAUUAUUGGCAACUCAGUAGGUGCUUUGGGCAACUUGACUUUGGUGUUGGCCAUCAUUGUCUUCAUCUUUGCUGUGGUGGGCAUGCAACUGUUCGGUAAAAGCUACAAGGAGUGUGUCUGUAAAAUUGAGAAGACCUGUAAACUUCCUCGCUGGCACAUGAACGACUUCUUUCAUUCCUUUCUAAUUGUGUUCCGUGUGUUGUGCGGAGAAUGGAUUGAGACAAUGUGGGACUGCAUGGAAGUAGCUGGACAAUCAAUGUGCCUCAUUGUCUUCAUGAUGGUCAUGGUAAUUGGUAAUCUUGUGGUAUUGAAUUUAUUUUUGGCUUUGCUGCUGAGCUCAUUCAGUGCUGACAACCUUGCUGCUACAGAUGAUGACAGUGAAAUGAAUAACCUACAGAUUGCUAUGGGGAGGAUACAGAGAGGCAUUGAUUAUGUUAAAAGGAAUGUGCGAGAAUUAAUUCACAGAGCCUUUAUCAGGAGGAAAGUCACAGAAGACAUCAAACCUCUUGAUGAUUUGCAUAGCAAGAAAGACAUAUAUAUUUCUGAUCAUGCAACUGUUGAAAUCACGAAAGAUGUUGACUAUCAUAAGGAUGGAAAUUGCACCACCAGUGGAAUCGGCAGUAGUAUGGGCAAAUACAAUGCUGAUGAAAGUGACUACAUGUCUUUUAUUCACAAUCCAAGCCUCACUGUUACUGUUCCAAUAGCUUUGGGAGAGUCAGACUUUGAAAACCUUAACACAGAAGACUUCACUAGUGAAUCAGACCUAGAAGGUAGCAAAGAGAAACUGGCUGAAAGCAGUUCAUCAGAAGGGAGCACUGUUGACAGGGAUCCACCUGGAGAGGGAGACCAACCAGAAGAAGUACCAGAAGAAUCUAUGGAACCUGAAGCAUGCUUUACUGAAGGAUGUGUACAAAAAUUCCCAUACUGCUAUGUCAACAUAGAAGAAGGCAGGGGCAAAUCGUGGUGGAAUCUCCGGAAGACCUGCUACAGAAUAGUUGAACACAAUUGGUUUGAGACAUUCAUUAUUUUCAUGAUUCUGCUUAGCAGCGGUGCCCUGGCAUUUGAAGAUAUUUACAUUGAACAAAAGCAUAACAUCAAGUCAAUGCUGGAAUAUGCUGAUAAAAUCUUCACCUACAUCUUUAUUCUGGAAAUGUUGCUGAAGUGGGUGGCAUAUGGCUUUGUGAAGUAUUUCACAAAUGCUUGGUGUUGGCUGGACUUUCUCAUUGUUGACGUGUCUUUGGUGAGCCUUGUAGCUAAUGCUCUGGGCUACUCAGAACUAGGUGCUAUUAAGUCCCUUCGGACACUAAGAGCUUUAAGACCUCUUAGGGCCUUGUCACGUUUUGAAGGCAUGAGGGUGGUCGUCAAUGCACUUCUUGGAGCAAUUCCUUCCAUUAUGAAUGUGCUGCUUGUCUGCCUGAUAUUCUGGCUCAUUUUCAGUAUAAUGGGUGUAAAUCUUUUUGCUGGAAGAUACUACCACUGUAUCAAUAUAACUGAUGGAACGCAAUUCCCCAUCAAGAUUGUUAACAAUAAAACUGAUUGUGAGCAGCUUAAUGAAACCGCACGAUGGAAAAAUGUGAAGAUCAACUUUGACAAUGUUGGAGCUGGCUACCUUGCCUUACUACAAGUGGCAACAUUUAAAGGAUGGAUGGAGAUCAUGUUUGCAGCUGUUGAUUCAAGAGGUGUGAAGGAGCAGCCUGACUAUGAAUGCAAUCUGUACAUGUACUUUUAUUUUGUCAUCUUCAUCAUCUUUGGAUCUUUCUUCACUCUAAAUCUAUUUAUUGGUGUUAUUAUUGACAACUUCAAUCAACAGAAGAAAAAGAUAAGAGGUCAAGAUAUUUUCAUGACUGAAGAACAGAAGAAAUAUUACAAUGCUAUGAAAAAACUUGGCUCCAAGAAACCGCAGAAACCAAUACCGAGGCCCUUGAACAAGAUUCAAGGAAUGGUGUUUGAUUUUGUAACUCAGCAAGCCUUUGAUAUCACCAUCAUGAUUCUCAUCUGCCUUAACAUGGUCACCAUGAUGGUGGAGACAGAUAAUCAAAGUAAUAAGAUGGAUGAUGUCUUAUAUUGGAUCAACUUGGUUUUCAUUGUCCUUUUCACAAGCGAGUGUGUGCUCAAACUUAUUGCACUCCGCUAUUAUUACUUUACAAUAGGCUGGAAUACUUUUGACUUUGUGGUGGUCAUUCUUUCUAUUGUAGGUAUGUUCUUAGCUGAAAUCAUUGAAAAAUACUUUGUGUCACCAACGUUAUUUAGAGUUAUCCGACUUGCCAGAAUUGGUCGCAUCCUGCGUUUAAUCAAGGGUGCUAAGGGAAUCCGUACACUGCUGUUUGCAUUGAUGAUGUCUCUUCCUGCAUUAUUCAACAUUGGUCUCUUAUUGUUCUUAGUCAUGUUCAUUUAUGCCAUUUUUGGGAUGUCUAAUUUUGCUUAUGUGAAGAAGGAGUCAGGCAUUGAUGACAUGUUCAACUUUGAAACUUUUGGGAACAGCAUGAUCUGCCUGUUUCAGAUCACUACAUCUGCUGGCUGGGAUGGGUUAUUGGCUCCUAUUUUAAAUAGUGGGCCACCAGAUUGUGACCCAACAAAAGAUAACCCAGGCAGCCCUAUAAAGGGAGAUUGUGGUAAUCCAUCAGUAGCAAUUUUAUUCUUUGUCAGUUACAUCAUAAUAUCUUUCUUGAUUGUCAUAAAUAUGUAUAUUGCUAUUAUCCUGGAGAAUUUCAGUGUUGCUACAGAGGAAAGUGCUGAACCACUGAGUGAGGAUGACUUUGAAAUGUUUUAUGAAGUAUGGGAAAAAUUUGAUUCAGAUGCAACUCAAUUUAUGGAGUAUAGUAGAUUGCAUGAUUUUGCAGAUGCCUUGGAACCACCUCUUCGUGUUGCAAAACCCAACAGAAUACAACUUAUAGCUAUGGACUUGCCCAUGGUUAGUGGAGAUAGAAUUCACUGUCUUGAUAUUUUGUUUGCAUUUACAAAACGUGUGCUUGGUGAGGGUGGAGAAAUGGAUGCUCUUCGACAACAGAUGGAAGAACGCUUUAUGGCAUCCAAUCCUUCCAAGAUAUCCUAUGAGCCAAUUACAACCACUUUGCGACGUAAACAGGAACAUGUUUCUGCAACUAUAAUUCAGAGAGCUUUCAGACGAUACCUGAUUAGGCGAACAUUGAAACAAGCCUCUUUCAUGUUCAAAGAAAAAGGUAAAACAAGUGAGCUACUACCUGGCAAAGAAGAAAUGGUAAUAGAUAAGUUUAAUGAAAUGUCCACUACAGACAAAACUGAUAUGACUCCUUCUACCACAUCACCACCAUCCUAUGACAGUGUAACAAAACCAGAGAAAGCAAGAGAGGAGAAAGAAAAAGAAGAUAGAGGCAAAGAUGUAAGGGAGUAUAAAAAGUAAAAUGCAAACAAAUAAAAAUAUACUUAUAUGACAUUGUUUACAGCCUUUUAAGUGUGACCCAACUGUAUGAACAAGAUUCCAUUUGGAGAUUUAUGCCAAACUGACAAUUAAUACAUACAAGGUCAGUGCCUAAAAAGGCAGUGAUCUGUAUCAGGAGACUGUGACUCUGUACAGCAGGGGGAGUCAGCAACCUAGAUAGGAGGUUACUGUUUCCACUACCAGUUGACACUGCUGAAGAGGAAAGUCAAAAUGGCUACUAAGACUGUAGGGACGAGACAAAGGGACCAGAAAAUUUUACAUGUAUGUGUGUCAUUAAAUGUCAGACAAUAGUACCUUUUAUCCCUGUAUUUUGCAUUCCAGUUGCCACAGUUCCACAGUUUAUACCAGGCCCAUAACAAUUCACAUUAUUUUAUAAUUCAUAAGUAUAGUAUACGUGACUAUUUUUCUAAAUGGGAAUGGGGCUUUAUGUUUUUGGGAAGGGGUUUCAAGCAGUACUUUUAAGUUAAGAGGUUCAUCCCACAACUUUAGGAAAAUGUGUUAAACAUGUACAAAAAUGUUUUGCAUGGAAGCAUGCCACACUCAUUCAUUGUGCAUGAGAAUCCAUUAACUCAUAAAUCAAACAAGAUUUUUUUUCUAUCUAGUGUUUCAGGGUGGCCCUGAUGUCAAGGUGCUUUACUAAAUGUGUUGUGCUCUAUUUGAACAGUUCUAAUAUGUGCCUGUUAGCUAAUUAUAACCCCUAAACUGAGAGUUAAUGGGUAUUUUUAUGUGGAACAUUUGCAGACAACUCUCAGCUACAAUUUUAGUGCAAGUUCUGGACACAAACACUAUUUGUUCCUUUUAUACUGCCAUGGGUGAAUAUAAUCAAAGAAAUGCAGAGGGAUCUGCCCAACAAAUCUGAAUUGACCAGAAUUGAACAUUACUGAAAAUUCUGUGCUUUAUCCUGCAGUAUUGUUUAGCCAUCUUCAGCUCUCAGCAGGAUUGAUAUUAAACAUGACAAAUAAAUCCCUCUGUUGUGUAAAUAAUUGUUUCACACUGUGGUGCAUAUUUGAGCAAAAUAUAACCAAGGGCAAUCUUUGCAUCAAAUAUGCACCACACUAAGUCUAGUUUGCAAAUUUUGCCAGGUAAUAUGAUGUAUUCUGUAUCUUUAUACAUAGUUCCAAUGCUGUCACUGGUGCAUGUUUAUAUUGCCUUUGCUGCUGUACACUGUUCCUUCCACUGUCGAGAAGUGUUUGAUAAAUGGGAAGUAAUAAGCCAGUGGUAAACUGAGAAAUUGCUCAAUAUGACCUCACUCCUCCUAGUUUGCAGCUAAGAAGCUUUUCUUUACAUUUGAAUUUCCUGAUUAACAUGGAUAAUGUUAUGUUGUAAGAUCAGACUUCACAGGAUAUCUUGCAAAUUGCCUGAAAUGCUCAAAUAUGUGGUUGGAUUUUCUAAGAAAAAUAUAAAUACUGUACAAAUUCAUUUUAUUUUACUUUUCAGCAUUUGUACAUAUAAAAAAGCUGAGAAUUAAUUCAGGUCAGUACUACAGUCACUUUUUUUUAACGUUGAUCCAUAGCACUUUUUCUUCGAUAAACUUCCCAAAAAGAAAAACAAGAACAGCCAAUUUUAGUUUACUUUUUAAUAAAUACACACAUUUUUGGUACAACAAAACUUAAUGCAUUAAAAUUUGGGACCAUGACUCACUUACUUCUGCAAAGUGACAUCUAGAAAAAUAUGAAACAUUAUUAAAUUCUCAAGCACUGCCUGCAUUGAGGGUAUCAAGGAAAUCCUUAUUGCUACAAAUUCCACAAUCCUUUUCUGUCCAAUUGUAUGGGCAUUUUUGUCUUGUGAAAUGAUUCAUGCUGCACUAGAACUGUUCAAAGUGGAAAAUGAAUCCACAGUUUUGUUUUUCACAAGGACAAAGUUGACCUUCUUUAACCACUCCCAGGUUAUUUUGUGUUUUCUUACACAAAGAGAAGUUAAAUGUAAAUUCCUUUAUUAAGCCUAUUGACUUGUAGUGUAUUAGUGAACUGCAUGCAGGAUAAUGCUAAUAUUACCGUAAAUAAUGGUAAAACUACAUUACAGAAACAAGCUAAGAGAAUAAAUAAUUUUUUUUAUUGUACGUUAUAA
Stegostoma tigrinum is the source of this 8762-nucleotide messenger RNA. It is a transcript of the gene scn1laa, whose product is annotated as sodium channel, voltage-gated, type I-like, alpha. Gene Ontology annotation, cellular component: plasma membrane; axon; voltage-gated sodium channel complex. Gene Ontology annotation, molecular function: voltage-gated sodium channel activity; protein binding. Bases 642 to 6656 code for a protein of 2004 amino acids. The transcript is spliced from 27 exons. Gene Ontology annotation, biological process: membrane depolarization during action potential; sodium ion transmembrane transport; neuronal action potential. The record is from RefSeq and is a predicted model, not a curated record. NCBI's taxonomy places the organism in Eukaryota, Metazoa, Chordata, Chondrichthyes, Orectolobiformes, Stegostomatidae.